CUAGGCAUGCAGACUGCUUCUACAAACAUUUGUGAAAGAAUGGGUCACUCUCAGGAGCUCAGUCAAUUCAAACAUGGUACCGUGAUAGGUUGCCACCUGUGCAAUAAGUACAUCCGUGAAAUUUUCUUGCUACUAAAUAUUCCAUGGUCAACUGUUAGUGGUAUUAUAACAAAGUGGAAGCAACUGGGAACAACAGCAACUCAGCCACGAAGUGAUGCAGUGGUGUAAAGCACGCCACCACUGGACUCAUGGUUCUCUGUCUGGAAAUCCGACGUGUCUGGGUUCGGCGGUUGCCAGGAGAAUGGAACUUGCCUGACUGCAUUGUGCUAAGUGUAA
This is a messenger RNA of Staurois parvus, 336 nucleotides long. The record is from the annotation of a GenBank genome assembly. Lineage: Eukaryota; Metazoa; Chordata; Amphibia; Anura; Ranidae.